Molecule: messenger RNA, 4439 nt
Organism: Gadus macrocephalus (Pacific cod)
Lineage: Eukaryota; Metazoa; Chordata; Actinopteri; Gadiformes; Gadidae
Gene: nfrkb
Product: nuclear factor related to kappaB binding protein
Exons: 27
Coding region: 330-4196 (1288 amino acids)
Cellular component (GO): Ino80 complex
Molecular function (GO): protease binding
Source: RefSeq, a predicted model, not a curated record
ACAGCACUGAAUGCAGUGUGCACUGCCCAAGCUGACCCAUAGGGGCGGUAGAGCCUCACUACACUGUGUUUAUCAUUGAAGAAGAAGACAGUGGUAUGGCGGAGAAUCCGUUCCUCGAAAUGUUCUGUGUGCACUACUAAGAUCAUUGGCAGAAAAAUGUUUUAAGCGUCAGUCGUUUCGCUUAUUCCACGUUUGAUUGUGAAUGCACAUUUAUGUAACAUUCAGCCUAAUAUGUUGUUGAGGUUCAAUAAGAAAACGCCGCGACUCUGAGCCUAUUCUAGCCUCUUUACUGUGGAAGGUUUUUCUGCACGGAUCAUCGAAAGGGCAGCAUGGACGACCUUGCACACAUACUGACAGACCCACUUGGUACAAGGGAAGAAAGUAACGGGCAAAUCACAGAGGAGUGUAUGCUUGGAAACUGUCGGGUGAGCCUACCCGAGGAUCUGCUUGAGGACCCUGACGUAUUCUUCUCCGUGAUGAGUGAGAGCACAUGGACUGACGUGCUGUCAGACUCCCAGAGGCACCACCUGCGUCAGUUUCUGCCGCAGUUCCCAGGGAAUAACGUCGCUGUGCAGGACAGUGCCGUCAGUAAUCUUUUCAACAACCAAAGCUUUAAUUUUGGAAAUCCCCUUCAUCUCGCUCAGAGAUUAUUCAGAGAUGGCUACUUUAAUCCUGAGGUGGUGAAGUACAGGCAGCUGUGUGCUAAGUCUCAGAGAAAGAGGCGUCUGUACUCUCUACAGCAGUACUACCACAGACUACUGAAGCAGAUCCUUGUUUCCAGGAAGGAUCUCCUGGAGCUAGCCGUGCACAGCGGGCUGGACGUGCCACAGAAGCGGCCCCUGAACCCCAGGGGCCAGCUGGAGCCGCAGGAGCCCAGGAUCCGAAGGAGAGUGGGCCGCAUCCUGAGGGAGGUGAAGGCCGAGUGCGGGGACAGCAACGCCUCCUCUGACGACGACGGAGAGUCAUGGCCUCCAGCGCCUCAGUCGCCCUCGUCUCCCACCACCAGCCUCCCCCUCCGCGUCCUGCCCAGCCUCUCCACCCAGGACAUGAAGACCGCCGAAAAACCCGAGCUAGGCGUGCAGGAUUUGAAGAGCAUGCUCCAGAACCACAGAGAGAAGAGGAAGAGGCAUCCGGACCACCCUGACCUCGUCACCUCUGACAUCCACUUGGGGAACAUGCUCUCCAGGGUCAACAUAGGUCGGAAGGGCUCCUCUGUGGCUCUGUUUGACCUCGCUUUGCCCAAGAAGAAGAUCAAAGAGGAGAGGAGGAAGAAGAGGUUGAGGACGACAGUGAAGCUGGAGGCUGAGGACCCGUGUGAGGCCCUCAUGACUUCCGAUGCCGCGGCUCUAUCGGCCAAUCACGUCCCCUCUCUCCCUGACACGCCCACCCCACCGCCACUGGCCAACGUCAAGGAGGAGGUCAUUGAGGAGUGCCAGAGCAGCCCAGCGGUGGUGGAGGAGAUCUCCAUCAGCUUCUUCAACCUGCUGGAGUCUAUCAUGAAGACAGAGAGUCUCUCCAGUACCUCUCUGCUCGAGGAGAAGGUUCAAACAUGGCAGUUGUCUCCCGCCACCUCCCUCAACCCCUGGUUUUCCUUUGCUUCCUGUUGGUCGGAGUUAGUACUUCCUGCCCUGCAGUUCCUCGCUGGAGAAGCCAAAGAUGGCAUGAUGACGCUGCCCACCGGCUUCUCUCCCUACGUGGAGUUCGGGGAUCAGUCCCAGCAGUGGAGGUGGAUCGGGCCCAGUCUAGACGCAGAGAAGGACCUCAGUGCGUUGUGUCAGCUGUGGAUCGAUUCCAAGGACCUGGUGGUCAAGAUGGAGCAUGAAGACCUAUCGGAGAUAACCUCCCCCGUGCCUAGGGUCAGCUGGACGGACUACGUGGUGCGCCCCAGCACGGGAGAUGAGAGACACGUCUUCCAGAUCCAGGAACAACAGCGCUACGACCAGCCACACAAGGCCUUCACCUUCCGGAUGCAUGGCUUCGAGUCGGUGGUGGGGCCCGUCAAAGGGGUCUUCGACAAGGAGAUGUCCCUGAACAAGGCCCGGGAGCACACCCUGCUACGAUCCGACCGGCCUGCCUACGUCACCAUCCUGUCCCUGGUGCGAGACGCAGCGGCCAGGCUUCCUAACGGAGAGGGGACCCGGGCGGAGAUCUGUGAGCUCCUGAAGGACUCCCAGUUCCUAGCCCCUGAUGUCACCAGCGCCCAGGUGAACACGGUGGUGAGUGGGGCGCUGGACCGGCUGCACUACGAGAAAGACCCGUGUGUGAAGUACGACAUCGGACGCAAGCUGUGGAUCUACCUGCACCGCGACCGCAGCCAGGAGGAGUUUGAGCGUAUUCACCAGGCCCAAGCCGCCGCAGCCAAAGCCAGGAAAGCUCUUCAGCAGAAACCCAAACCCGCCCCUAAACCGAAGUCUGGGAGCAAAGAGCCUGGCGGUAAGAUCCAAGGCUCCCUGGAGGGCGGCCUGGAGUCCAGUCCCAUGUCCCCCAUCCCCGCCACCCCCAGCACCCCCGCCACCCCCAAAUCUCCCCUGCCCUCCACAGUGGGCACCCCCACCAAGACGGGGCUCCCGGACAUGGUGAAGAGCAGCCCAGGGGUGCUGCUGGUGGCCCCUCCCUCCAUGCCCCAACUGGGCUCCCUGCUGCCCAGCAGCCAGGCUGCCUCCGCGGCCGCCCAGCAGCCGCCCUCCUCCUCCUCCCUCUCCGCCUCCCACCAGCACGCCGCCCGGCUGGUCAGCCACCUGGGGGCCGGGGCCCUGCCCCAGGUCCGCAUGGUGUCGGCCCAGCCCGCCGUCGGGGGCCCGCAGGCCGCCCUGCUGCACCAGACCGCCCACCAGAUCAGGGUGCCCGUCUCCCUGGGAACCAAGUGCCUCUCGCAGACGGUGGUGUCCCUGCCGCUACGGAGCCAGGCGGGCGGCAGCCCCGUGCAGGUUCCCACCGCGCUGUCGGUGUCGGCCCUGGCUGUGGCCAAGCCCCGGCCCGGGACCCCCGGGAGCCCGGCCAAGACCCUGGUCACCCCCGCCCUCCUGCAGGGCAUGGCCGGCCAGAGCAUCAAACAGGUGUCCAUCACCGGCCAGCUGGGCGUGAAGACGUCCGUGGGUGGCGGCGGGAUCCCCCUCACGGCCACCAACCUGCGGAUCCAGGGCAAGGACGUGCUGCGGCUGCCGCCCUCCUCCAUCACCACCGACGCCAAGGGCCAGACGGUGCUGCGCAUCACGCCCGACAUGAUGGCCACCCUGGCCAAGUCGCCCGUGGCCACCGUCAAGCUCUCCCCGGACUUCCUGGGCUCGGCCGGCCACGGCGGGGGGAAGAGCAUCUCGGCCACGCUGCACGUGACCCCGCCCCACUCCUCCUCCUCCUCCUCCUCCACCACCCUCUCCAGCCUGGUGACGGAGGCCGGGAAAGCCGGUCUCAAGGCGGGCCACGCCUCCUCCUCGCUGCUGAAGGCGGGCGCGGCCGACACGGCCAUCCGCCUGAUGCCCACGCUGGCCGUCACCGUGGGCGACCAGAAGACCAGGACCUUCUCCACGCACGUGUCGUCGGCGUCCGGGGACUCGAAGGGCGCCGCCACCAUCCGCAUCAUGCCCGGCCUGGGGGUCAUCCCGCACAAGCAGGGCCAGACCAUCACCAUGACGACCAUGGCCGGCAGCAAGCCGCUGACGGUGUCGGCCGGCCCCGGGACGGUGACCAUGGCGGCGGCCGGUGCCCUCGGCGCCAAGGGGAUCACGGUGUCCGCCUCGCCGCUCACCAUCGGCACGGCGACCGGCACCGUGCGCCACGUGCCCGUCACGGCCACGGUGGUGACCACGCAGGCGGGUAAGCUGCCCACCAGGAUCACGGUGCCUCUGUCCGUCCUCAACCAGCCGCUGAAGACCAAGAGUGUGGUGACCUCGCCCAUGGUGAAGGGGAGCCUCAACACCAGCCUCAGCAGCCUUGGGAGGAACAUCAUCCUGACCACCAUGCCGGCAGGCACCAAGCUCAUGGCCGGGAACAAGCCGGUCAGCUUCGUCACCGCCCAGCAGCUGCAGCAGCUGCAGCAGCAGGGUCAGGCCACGCAGGUCCGGAUCCAGACCGUUCAGACCCAGCAGCUCCAGCAGCACGUGGCGACGGGAUCUCCCAAAUCUGUGUCCACCGUGGUGGUCACCACCGCACCCUCGCUGAAAUGUCCGCCGGACCCCUCGGCCGCCCCUCAACCAUGAGCGCCCCCCCCCCCCAUGGAGAUCUUAAUGAACACUUCAACAACCGAGUCCACUGGUUCAUUUGUGUACAUGUUCUGUGGGUUUUUCAAAGACCACUCCUUGGAUAAUUUAUGUUCAACAACAUUUAAUACACUUACUCCGCUUUGGAAGAAAUCUUACAAUAAGGACAAUAGACACUGUUAAUAUAAUUGUUAUCUUUGUUGUUAUGUCUGUACAAUGCUAAUAAAAGGCUUUGCUUUGUGA